AUGGAGAAUAUUCUAAAUAAAGAUAUUUUCAACGAAAGUGACUUGGAUAAACUUUCACCGGACUAUAAACCUCGAAAUUUCGUAUUACGGAUGCAGAUGAGAAGAACUCUGGCUAAAGACAGUCACAACCAUGGUAUUCUUAAAAACACCAAUUUUACAAGGAAAUCUAUAAGGACAAAAGAAAGCUUUGCAAUUCACAAAGAAAUUGUGAAAUUACGAAACGAAUUCAAUAAUAUUAAUUUAAAAAAUAGAGUAUCAUUAAAAGGCCUUGAGCCUUUGAAAUUAAAAUCAACGGUUAACAAUGAUGAUUCCUCCAUAUUUGAUAGAAGUCUAAAUUUGCACCAAUCCGAUGAUAAUUUCUGCAUUAAUGAACUUACUGAAGAAUUUACUGAAUUGGAAAUACGCAAUGAUAAUGAAUUUAAAGUUAAUCCGAAGAUAAAACCUCUUAAACACAUAAAGAUAUAUCGAGAAACUCAGUGCUAUCGGAAACCGAAAAACCGCACUAGUGGUUUAUUAGAUCUACAUAAAGAUAUAAAUGAAAACAAUGAAGAUAUUUUUCGUGUAGAAUGCAAGAACAAAUCUCAUAGCCCACAUAAUUUAGAUCACGAUAUACAUACAGAACAAGAAGCUAUGAAACAAGAUUCACAGCGAAAUAUUACAUCUAACAAUUUGGAUGUGCCAGUUAGUGAAUUGCAAAAUCUAUUGAUAAUGAUGGCUAUUUCUUCAAAACCAAAUGAAGUCGAAGACCACCCUGAGGAAGUCGAAGUUAGUAAUGAAGUUGAUACUCCAAAAAGCGAAAUACUUUCAAACGUUGAUGUUAGUGAUAAAAAAUCUGUAUGCUCGGAGGGAAUUGAUAACAUUUUAAGUAUAACCCCAAUUAGGGUACAAAUUGACAGCAAAGAAACGUACCUAAUGAAAAAAUAUAUUAGUAAGUGGAAAACUUACGCAAAAAAUAACAGGGAAAAGUAUGUCUCUGAACAGAGGCAAGAAACUUUAAACAAUUUCUUUGAGAAAAUUGCAAAGAAAAAGAUGGCGAUAAAUCAAGGUGCUGAACCUGAAAAUAAAUCCAAAAUUUUGUUAAGGGAUUAUAACACGUAUCAACAUCGGUACAAAUUACAAAAGCAUAUCAUAGCUUUACAAAAGGCAAAAUUAGAAGAACAGAAUCGUUUAAUUGAGGAACUGAAGUAUAAUAGGAUCGUAGAAGCUUCACGCAAGUCUGUGGAUGAUAUGAGAGAAGAAGUACGUAAAACGUAUUAUGAAAUAGACAGGCAUCUUAAACCAAAGAUAAAGUGCUUGACUAACGAGUUAAAGAUUCCUGAAAUUGAAGAACCCUCUCUUAUAUUACACUGUUUGAAGGUACCACAGUUUUUACAAAGGAUGGAGAAGAGAGCUCGUGAGCGAGAAGAAAAGCAUGCAAUGAUUCGUGAGCGAAGACGACAGAUGGAAGAAGAAAGGAUUAGAAUGAAGCAGCAGGCGGAACUGGCGAAAGCAGAAAUGGAUAAAGAAGAAAAGAUGAAAAGAAUACAAGAACUGAGAGAUAAAAGGAGAAAAGAAAAAAUAGAACACAUUAGAAAGAAACAAUGGGCGUCUAGACUAAGAGCGCUCAUAGUUAUGGCAGAUUUACAUUACGAGAAAACUUUGAAAGCAAAAUAUGGAAUUCGGCCUUUCCGAAUACUGAUAGAAAUGAAGCGGGACAACAUAGAAAAAGCAAAGGCCCAUUACAUUUUUCAACUUAAAAAUAACACUUUUUUGCAUUGGUUGUGGUAUACUGAAGAUAUGUGGAUAGAAAGAAAUUUCAAAGCAGAAAACUUUUGGCGUAAAAAACUGUUAGGAAAAGCAUUUCAAGCCUUUAAAAGGAAUCAUCACGGGCUCGUUUUGAAGAAACAAGUGGCUGAUGACUAUUACGAUUUGUAUCUAACACAGAUGGCAUUCAGGAUGUUCCGUGAAGGAAUUAAUGUGAUUAGAAAGGAAAAUGAGACUAAAUGGCAAAUAGCUGUCUUAUAUCACAGCAGCAACCUUCUCUUUAGAACAUUUACGUGUUGGAGAACGCUACCAGCUUUGAAUGCACUGAAAAGGGAACAGGAAGCACGGAAAGCAAGAUGGCGAGAGAAAGUAUUGCAAGUUGUACCUGACUACACGCCACCUGAAGAUUAA
Spodoptera littoralis (African cotton leafworm) is the source of this 2154-nucleotide messenger RNA. Lineage: Eukaryota; Metazoa; Arthropoda; Insecta; Lepidoptera; Noctuidae. The record is from the annotation of a GenBank genome assembly.